AAAACAAACGGGCACGUGAUCGCUUCGUAGCGCAUGCGCGACUGUCUGUCAAAAUUAUCAUAUGUUGUAUCGUAUUUUGCGAGUAGCAUACUUUAUGCAGUCAAACGCGCGAUAAGAAUAAUUUUCUUCAAUUGAUAGUUUAAGACAAGUUAACGACUGUGUGCCCAAGUUGUACUUUCUGUGAAUGGCACAUGCAUACGUUAGGUUAGGUUAGGAAAAUACGGUGUUGUAUGAGAAACACGGGGUGCGUAGACACGUAGGUGAACUGCGCGCAAUCGAGUCGAAAAGCGAUACAACGAUGAAGCAACAGAUAAUUGAUUCCAAGGCGAAUCCUAGCACGACCGGGGAAGCCGAUGACUGUCUCUUCGAGUAUCUACACGCCGAGCUGGUCAACUACGUCUUGAGCAGAUCGUCCAACACCGCGGAUGGCGAGGAGGAACUCUCGCGUUUGGAGUGGAUGGGAUUCAGCGUCGGGUACAGAAUUAUCGAACGACUAACGAGAGAGUGGAGCAGGUUCAAGGAUGAACUGGACAUGAUCAAGUUUAUCUGCACGGACUUCUGGUCCAGUCUGUAUCACAAACAGAUUGAUAAUCUCAGAACUAACCACCACGGGGUGUACGUGUUACAAGACAACGCCUUCAGGUUGUUAGAUAAAGUCGGCACGAGCAACAGCAAACAAUAUCUCAAGGAGAGCCCACGUUUGCUGGCUUUCACAUGCGGCCUCCUCCGUGGUAGUUUAGCGAAUCUUGGCAUUAUUAGCACCGUUACAGCGGAAACCACCACGUUACCGAGCUGCAAGUUUCACGUUCAAGUUCAAAAGAUUUAAUAGCCAUUCUGAACAACUUGAGAAAUAAGGUGCAGAAGUGUAAAAAGGUAUAUAUAACAAAAUAUCUCUCAUAUGACAUAUAAAGAGGAAUAUAAUAGGUAUUCGUCGUACAUCAUAUUUUUAUUGUAUUUAAUGGAAAGAAAAUUAAUAUUCUGAAAAAUAAAAUAAUUCCAAAAUUCGCGCAAUGCAUAUUUGUCUGUAAGUUCAAAUAAAAAUCGAUUCCAGAAUUA
Molecule: messenger RNA, 1056 nt
Organism: Solenopsis invicta (red fire ant)
Lineage: Eukaryota; Metazoa; Arthropoda; Insecta; Hymenoptera; Formicidae
Gene: Trs33
Product: trafficking protein particle complex subunit 6b
Exons: 2
Coding region: 299-826 (175 amino acids)
Biological process (GO): endoplasmic reticulum to Golgi vesicle-mediated transport; regulation of GTPase activity
Cellular component (GO): TRAPP complex; cis-Golgi network; trans-Golgi network
Source: RefSeq, a predicted model, not a curated record